AAGUCUCGUUAACGGAGAUGUUCAUUCACUCGUACCGGCCAGAUGACCAGUAUGGCUCGCGUAACUCACCGCCGCUGCCGUAUCCCGCCAAUCUCGUCGUAUAGGCGCCGUAGAAAAGUGGCCGGGAAGAUCGACGGGACUUGUCGAUGAUAUGUGCCUGAAGUAUCGGUUCCGCAUCGUAGAAAUGCAAUCGAUGUGUCAGCUCGUUUGAUGACGAUGGCGGCGCUAAUUCGUCUUAAACGCGGUAGCGUCCAGUUGAGACAUGCGGCACUCGAGGUCAAAGAUGGCAGACUUCGUCAAGAGAGGUAGCGUGCAGUUCGUUAAACGUGGCAGUUGUCAACUAAAGCUCGCUGCGCAAGAGGUUCGAGCGGCUGUACGAGCGCGACACAUCGUCGCCGCGCUGGUCGCAGUUGGAUUUGCGCUUUGCGGCGCGGUCGAAGUUAGCUCCUCCGUCGCAUUGUUGGCGAAUCAGAAAGACAAUCAUGCCAUCAUCGACACGUCUUGGCACUGCGACAUGCUGGUCAAUAUCACCAGCCGAAAUCGCACCGAGGACUUCGAAAUUAUAUUCAUGGAGCUGCCACAGGAGGAGCGAGCAGAAUCGAUUAUGCGCGAGGCGUUUUUAUGGGGACAAGUCGCCGGUCCGAUCCUGGGAGGUUGCUUGGUAUGGGGUCGAUCCGGGCCCUCCAUGGUGUUCUCCCGUGCGGUUCUUAGCGCCUGUUUAGCGUCUCUAUUAGUACCUGCAGCCUGGCGCGGACCGUCACAUGUCGCGCUACGGUUGUUUCAAGGAUUAUGUACCGGCGCGACCAUGCCCGCUGCUCACAUGUUCGCUAUGACCUGGUUUAAGAGCAAUCACAGAAGCUGGUACUUCAGUUGUUACGCAGCUGUUAGCGUGGGUUAUUGUCUCACUGGAUGGCUGGGCACCGCGGUAGUGCGAACGUUCGGUCGUGAUUCUUUGUGUUAUGGUCUGGUUCUUUUGGCACUAUGCUGGUAUUUCGCCUUCGGCCGAUUUGUCAAGGACACGCCGAAAUCUUACCAACACGACACAACUGCAGCUGUGAUACCAUGGGGAAAGCUAUUGAGAUCUGUACCUGUUUGGGCGUCCGCAGUGGCGACCAUGGGGAAUCAAUGGGGCGACGCAACGCUUGCACUUGGCAUGACAAAGUACCUGAAACUCAUCUAUGGAUUUUCAACAGCUAACGACUCAGUGUUGACCACGUUACCUCACAUCGGUCACUUUAUGGCUGCGCUGACCUGUGGUCUCCUAGUGGAUCACGUCCGCGAGUCUAAGAUAGUUUCCACAACCACGGCGAGAAAGUUAGUCGUCUAUACAGCCCACUUCAUCCCCGCGGCUCUCCUCUUCGUCGCCGGUUACGCCGGCUGCCAGGCCCUGGGUGCCGCCUGGUUGGGGAUAGCAGCCCUUCUCGUUUCCGGCACCGCACCGGCGGGCGCACUCGCGGCCAUAGCCGAUCUUGCACCCGCGGAAUCGCCGGCGUGUGCCGCGGCUGCGUGCGCUCUUUGCUCCACGUUGGGUGCCGCGGGACUGCUGGCGGCCAAUUACUUCGUCACCCAGGCUCUUCAUGGCUCCAUCGCUGGUUCUUGGCGAUUGGUGUUCGGUGUUGCCUCCGUCGUCCUCCUGACGACCGCUGCGGUUUUUCUGGCGCUCGGCAAAGGCGUUCCGCAACCGUGGAUUCCAUCCGUGGCGAGACCGCGGAGUCACGACGUAAUCUAUGAGCAGGACACACUGGAACUCGAUCACGAGGAUGUGGGCGUGCAAACCGAGCCCUUCGUGCCCUAUGCGCUCGAGGACGAUGUUGAGAGCUUGAAAAAUGUGCCACGCUCUUCGUCCAUUCACUCGAAGAUCUCGGUGGCCUCCAAUUAAGUCGCGAUCGCCCUCGUGCCAAUUCUCUACGCUAUUUUCAUGCGCCUCAUUUUGCACCAAGGAUAUUUUAUCGCGAUAGAGAAACACGAUGAACGAUAAAUAUAUCGCAAAUACACAUGCGAUUAACGCAAUGAAUGUAUAUAAGACUUCAAGAAUAAGAAAUUAAGAAUAAAUGUUUGUAUUAUUAAGACAAA
Pogonomyrmex barbatus (red harvester ant) is the source of this 2073-nucleotide messenger RNA. Its product is annotated as sialin. The record is from RefSeq and is a predicted model, not a curated record. Lineage: Eukaryota; Metazoa; Arthropoda; Insecta; Hymenoptera; Formicidae. Gene Ontology annotation, cellular component: membrane. Gene Ontology annotation, molecular function: transmembrane transporter activity. Gene Ontology annotation, biological process: transmembrane transport; monoatomic anion transport.